This is a messenger RNA of Saccostrea cuccullata (small rock oyster), 2267 nucleotides long. RefSeq lists its product as uncharacterized. Gene Ontology annotation, biological process: proteolysis. Gene Ontology annotation, molecular function: cysteine-type endopeptidase activity. NCBI's taxonomy places the organism in Eukaryota, Metazoa, Mollusca, Bivalvia, Ostreida, Ostreidae. The transcript is spliced from 7 exons. The record is from RefSeq and is a predicted model, not a curated record. The coding region runs from base 213 to 1919 and encodes 568 amino acids.
UAACUUCAACUGCAAAAUCUAUUGAGAGAAAUCUUAAGUCAGUAAAGUCACUAAUUGUCAUCAUAGACAAUGUCUACUGGAACACAUUUUGGAAUCAUCAGUCAAAUAAGAUCCACAACAAACUAGAAGAGCUGUUGGAUGAUGGUGAUGAUGAUGGAAUCAAAUUUGUUUUGGUUGUGGUUUGUAAAGUAAACAAGGACCUCCUGUCUUCUAUGCAUUCUCUCACCAUAGAAGACACUAAGAGUGAAGGAAAUGAUAAAUACCUUGAUCAUGGAUCAAAAACAUGUCAAAUGGUUGUAUCAAUGGAAAACAACAGUCCAGAAAGCAUCGAAACCCAAGCCAAACAAAUUGUGGACAAAUUCAACAAUCAAAAUUGUUCUAGUUCUUCAAAAGACCGAGUAGAUACUGUUACCCCUGUACAGACUCCAGUACAUGAAAGCAUGGAGCUGGAGUUUCCAGAAGUUCAGAAAGUGGAAAAUGUAAAUCAAGGGAAUGCCCCAGACCUCUCUGCAAAACCUGUAGAGUAUACUGACUCAAAGGAUUCUGGCAUUGAAUUUGUUGCCAGAACAAACACUAAUGACAAUGGGGAGAAGGAGAACAGUUAUCCCCUGAAAAAUCCCGGACUGUGUCUCUACAUUGGUUUAUUACAUUUUGAUGUUGAUUCUCAAGAGGUUGAGGUGUCUUUAGAGAACAGGCAUUCUUCUUCAAACGAGUUUAAGAAAAUGAGGGAUAGUUUUGAAAGGCUUGGAUGUUUUGUGAAAAAGAAACCCAACCCAACUGCUCAAGAAGCAAAGCAGUUUUUACAAGAAGGAAUUAAUUGGUGUGAGAAACUGAACCCAAGCUAUGUUGUGCUGAUUAUCAGUACACAUGGACAAGAGGUAUCCGAUCCUAUGAAAGACAAUAAAUCUGAGUCCACUGAGCAGCACCCAUCUGGGAUCAAUAUUCAAAAGAAACAAAGCAGGACUGAAAGGGUACAUCAGUUGUUCUUCAAUGAUGGAAGGUCACUCUUAACUAGAGACAUUGUCAGAAUGUUUGACCACAACAGUUGUCCAGCUCUUAAAGACAAACCCUGUCUUUUUUUCAUUCAGUCAUGCAGGAGCCGAUUUGGUUUAGAUGGUCAUGAAAAUUUUGAUCCUGGAGUGAUGGUCAAUGUGUUAACAGCAGAAGAGGAAAUCAAGGCUGGUCUAAAGCACCCUGAUUCUGUAGAAGCCUCAGGAGAUACCUCACAUAAGGAUACAACAGACGUUAAGAGAAGUAUCAGGAAGCAGACAGAGGAAGAAACACAGACCAGGUUAAUGCAAAUCCAGGAGUGGGAAAAAAGAGCAAAACUUGCAGUACUCCACAGACAUAUUUUGGAUUACAAAAAAUAUAUCAGGGAGCAUCCACCAAUCUCACCACAUGAAGAAGAGGGAAGAGAGGAGACAGCUACCAAGUUAUUUGAGACCUUACUUAAAGAAGGCUUCACAUUUGAUCAGGUGACAGAAAUAAAGCAGGAAUGUCACGGAUGUGAACAAGAGAUUCUGGAUUUCUUUUUCCCAGAGCCUAUAAUAAGUGAUCCACCACCCUGUGUCAACGACGCUUUAGUCAUGUUUGCCUCUGCUCCAGGAAAGGAAGCUUACAACAGGGAUAAACAAGGAGGAUGGCUGAUCACAAACUUAGAGGCUCAGCUGAAGGAAACUCUGAAGACGAAACCAGAAAAAAUUGAUCUCCUGGCAGAGCUGACCAAGGUCUCCCGGAGAAUAGCAUAUAAAUACGAGACAGAUACAGACGCCAUUAAGAGUAGUGGGCAUAAGUCAGUACCUUGUCUGUACCAUAGACUCAGCAGGGAUAUCAUAAUAUGGCCAGAGGAGAUUAGAAGGGCAAAGGAACUUCUUGAGAGUGACCAGAGUGGAGAAUAUGAGAAAUUUUUCCAAUGGUAGAAGUAAAAUUAGCAAAAAAAGAGAUGCCCAAAAACCAUCAUGAUGCAGAGAAGAAACAUUUGUAUUUUAUAUUAAUUUCUGACCAACAUUUUUGGAUUUUUUUACCAUGAAUUUACUGUAGGAGGGUGUAAUCAGGGUACAUGAAGUGACCUUACAACAAUAAGAAUUGAUGAAGUUUAAAUUUUUAAGUUUUGUCAAGACGGUAGAAACUUCAUACAUAGUGCAAAUGUACUAGAGGGUCGUCUGGCCCAUAAUCUUGUUAAGGUAGAAUAUUAGCAACUUUCUCUAGGCACAUAGCUACAUGUAGUUUAUUAUCAGGAGAUGUUAUUUGUCUACAACAACCUCAUU